Molecule: messenger RNA, 516 nt
Organism: Octodon degus (degu)
Lineage: Eukaryota; Metazoa; Chordata; Mammalia; Rodentia; Octodontidae
Gene: Smim23
Product: small integral membrane protein 23
Exons: 4
Coding region: 59-481 (140 amino acids)
Source: RefSeq, a predicted model, not a curated record
UGCAUCUGCCUGUCCACUGGGGACACCUUGUGGUCCCCAGGCCACCAGCCCUGAGGACAUGGAAUUCCAACAGAUGGAUGGCGGGUCGAGGGUGGCCACUCAACCGUUUGACCAGAGAAGGGGCAGCCACUGUGAGGACAAGAAGCAGACGCUGUUCACAUUGCUGGUCUUAGUGCUGUACUUGGGCACAGGGUUGUCAGGAAGAAGCUGGGAGGUGUAUGAAAGAAUCAGGGAAUGUAACUACUCCCAGAACCCUGUUGCUGCCCAGGGGUGUGAGUAUCACACCAGAGAACCCUCUGAAGAGCCAAUCAAGCUCCUCAGGACCUGGCUGAAGAAGAGCUUGCAUGUUUUCUUGGAGAAGUUAGAGAAAGAAGUGCAGGAGCUGGAGCAGCUAGUGCAGGACGUGGAGCUAUGGCUAGAUGUUUUUCUUGGAGAGCCUUACCUGGAAGAGGGCUGCUCCGGCCUCAGAAGUCCCGUGUGAGGACCUGGGACCUGGGAAGCAGAAAAGUGGGAAAU